Molecule: messenger RNA, 208 nt
Organism: Funneliformis mosseae
Lineage: Eukaryota; Fungi; Glomeromycota; Glomeromycetes; Glomerales; Glomeraceae
Source: the annotation of a GenBank genome assembly
AUGCAAGUAGCUCACGAACUUUCAGAUUUCCAGGAUGGUAAAGAACGCAUUUUAGUUUUAAAAGAUUCGAGCAUUCUCGAAAACGCAGAAGAAGGUGAUAAGCUAGUUUCUAUACAGAUUGAAGAACAAAAAAGACUCAAAAAGAAUUUAGAAAAUAAAAAGAAAAAACCUAUUUAUACUGGUUAUGAUGACGAAGAAUUUAAUUUUG